Molecule: messenger RNA, 197 nt
Organism: Candidula unifasciata
Lineage: Eukaryota; Metazoa; Mollusca; Gastropoda; Stylommatophora; Geomitridae
Source: the annotation of a GenBank genome assembly
UGAAAUCAAAGAAAUUAUCUUCGUCACUUGUCACCUUCGAAGAAGCGUUAGAACUGGCCGUGCAUUUAAGGGACAUCGAAGCGGAGACUCUCAUCAGAAAGACCAUCAACAAUGUGCACGACAUGAUCUGGAAACGAGAGUUGAGAAGGCAGAUAACCGACGAGGAUUACAAUGCUCCGUCUGAGGUCGCCAAGUAA